Auanema sp. JU1783 is the source of this 351-nucleotide messenger RNA. Lineage: Eukaryota; Metazoa; Nematoda; Chromadorea; Rhabditida; Rhabditidae. The record is from the annotation of a GenBank genome assembly.
AUGAGAGAUGGGGGCAAAAGAGCGCUCGAGAUGUGUUUGAAGAUAUUACCUUAUGAGUAUCCCAUAGAGAUGGAAACCAUGAAAGGAAUCAAUUUUGUGAUGUUCGAAGAAACACCACUUAUCAUGAUCGUCAUGUACAUCAUACUAUUCACUUUUGGUUAUGUGGUGAUGGCUUGUAUAUGUGGGAGCAUUCUGAUUCGAAUUCUUAGCCAAUCAACGUCGAAUUACCCUUGGAGUGAUUUACUACAUACUGUUGGAAGCAGUUGGUGUCGGUCUCCCACUGAUCAUCAUCACUUUUUGCGGUCUUUUUGGAACUGGCAACCUCAUGGUCUCACAUUAUGCGAUGAUUAG